UGCAGAAUUGCGGCAAUCUAUUCGCAGUCUUUCUCCAUAGAGACAAAAAAAGUGGAAGAAAACAGUCCGACUCAGAGAGACCCAUGGAGGAGGUUAAGAAGCGGAAGCUACAGGAAAGUGGCAUCAAUGGCGGCCGAUUCGAUUUGAACUUAUCGGAUGACCAACCUUCUUCACUCUCUUUAACUCUCUCUACUUCUGCUUCACAACAACAGCAACAACAUUCAUCUUCUGAGGAGGCUGCUGCCUCCAUUGAAGAGCUGCACUCCUUGCUCGACCCUUUACCCAAGCCACAACUGGUUGAUGUCCUCGCUAAGCUAGGUUCCCAAUAUCCUUUUAUUGCUGAAGAAAUUAGAAGUGUUGCGAGAGCAGAUCCAGCCCUUCGAAAGCUUUUUGUUCGUGGUUUAGCCUGGGAAACUACUUCAGAGACCUUGUGUGCUGCAUUUGAAGAGCAUGGUGAAAUUGAAGAAGGUGCUGUAAUCACAGACAAAACAACUGGAAAAUCACGUGGCUAUGGCUUUAUUACAUAUAAAGAUAUGGACUCUGCUCAGAGAGCUUUAAAAGCGCCAAGCAAGAUGAUUGAUGGUCGUAUGGCUGUUUGCAACUUGGCUUGUGAAGGUUUGAGCAGCACCAGCAUUACGCCCGAUCAAGCCCAGAGAAAGCUCUAUAUAGGCAGCCUGCCACCGGAAAUCACCAGUGAAAUGCUUCUCAACUUCUUCAAGAAACAUGGCGAGAUAGAAGAAGGUUCGGUGGCAUAUGACAAGGACUCAAACAGAUCACGUGGCUUUGGCUUUGUUACAUUCAAGACGGUGGAAGCUGCAAAGAGAGCCAUUGAUGAUCCACAAAAGAUGCUUGGGGGAAGAACUAUAACUGUGAAGCUUGCAGAUAACCACAAAGGGAAAGUUACGCAGACACAGGUACCAACACCAGUUGUUCCGACACCGAUGCAUAUGACAGGUGCGUAUCCACCACCACCAGCUCAUAACAUGCACCCUGGUGCCGGGACCCCUGGUGGCGGCUAUGGCUAUCCUCCCCAACAGCCAUCCAGCACAUAUCCCAAUCUGGCAUACCCAAGCCCACAAGUAGUAAAUGCUGGAUAUCCAGGCCAAUUGCAGACUUCAUAUAACCAGUUUCCUUUUAGAAAAGAUACAGUACCAGUACCUCCAGCACUAGGAGGAUACCCUUAUUAUAUGCCGAAGCAACAGUGAUGACAAAUAUGGCUUUCGCCUAAGUCCAUGUCAAUCAAUUAACUCUCAGUCUGCUUCCAUCUUCCUUGAUUUUACUUUACUAUAUUUCCGGUGCAGCUUUGCCAUUAGCGUAGAUUAUUGGUAUCAGGAAAGGGGAAAUUCUUAGGACGGAAGAUGUGCCUUGGAAUGUGAGGUUUUUUUAGGCAGUUAACAUUCUGUUUUUUUAUUUUUCCCCUCUUCCUGGGGGUUGGUGGUUAGUGGUUAGUUUUAGCCCUCUCAAGUGUUGUAAGGCUUGUACCCGAUGUCAAACUUAAUGUUCCCUUUCAGCUUCAUGAAAGAUAUGAUGAAUCCAUCCUUGUAUUCGGAUAUAUAAUCAAGAUU
Oldenlandia corymbosa var. corymbosa is the source of this 1565-nucleotide messenger RNA. The record is from the annotation of a GenBank genome assembly. Lineage: Eukaryota; Viridiplantae; Streptophyta; Magnoliopsida; Gentianales; Rubiaceae.